Molecule: messenger RNA, 1260 nt
Organism: Morus notabilis
Lineage: Eukaryota; Viridiplantae; Streptophyta; Magnoliopsida; Rosales; Moraceae
Product: putative zinc finger protein CONSTANS-LIKE 11
Exons: 4
Coding region: 1-1260 (419 amino acids)
Molecular function (GO): protein binding; zinc ion binding
Source: RefSeq, a predicted model, not a curated record
AUGGAGCCCUUAUGUGAGUUCUGUGCUUUGGUGAGGGCAGUGGUUUAUUGCAGGUCGGAUCACACUCGGCUUUGCUUAGGGUGUGACAAUUGCGUGCACUCUGCCAAUCCUUUAUCACGCAGGCACCAAAGGUCUCUCUUGUGUGACAAGUGCAAUGAGCAGCCAGCGAUAAUCUGGUGCGUCGACGAGAAAAUGACCGUGUGCCAAAACUGUGAUUGGAGCUGCACUACUUGUGCUGGCAGGCACAAGAGACAAGUGAUGCUGUUUUACGACGGUUGUCCUUCUUCGGCCGAGCUUUCUGAUCUUUUAAUCUCCUCGAUUCUCGACGAGCCUCCUUGUCCGAGUACUGGUUUUGGUGAUGGAUGGCCUCGAGGUGAAAAAAACUGUGCCAUUGGUGAUAGGAAGGAUGGAAUUGUUGGGUCGUAUGAGAUGGCGACUUCCAAGUUGAAUACUGAUACGGAGUCUCGUUUGAAGCUCGAGCCUUGGGAAGGUACAUCUUCUGUCGUUCAGCUUGAUGGGAAUUGCGUAAAUCAAACACCUUUAUCUGUUGAGGAGUCAGUUCUAUACAAGGGUUUUCCUAAGUUUGAGGAUCUUAGAAUUCAUGAUGGCAAUGAACUAUGCAAAACCCUCAAAAUGAACGACAUUUCAAUGAACUGUGGAAAUGGUAAUGAGAUAUGUAGCUGCUCAUCACAGGAUCCUUCCAGAUACCAGUAUGAGGAUGGGGGAAUUGAUCAAGGCUUAUUAAUGGAGAAAAACUUUGCCCCUACUGAAAAUGCUUUAGAGGCCUCAUCAUCAAGACAGCAAGAUUGCAUGGCUUUACAAGCCUCUCAUGUUGGUGGAUCAUGUAGUGCAAUAAAAGGAGUGAAUGGCAGUUCCAGUUGCUUACUCAUGAAUCCAAAUAGCAGUAGAAACGUUAAUCUGGGAUUUGCUCCUGGCCAACUUCAUUCAAGCAUGUCCUUCACACUCUCUAACAUCACGGGCGAAAGUAGUGCUGCUGCUGAUCGUCAAGAUUGUCUGAUGUCCACACCAGUUUUUCUUGGAGGAGAAUCUUGGGACUCAUCCUUGGACGCUAGCUGCCCUCAAGCUAGAGACAAAGCCAAGAUGAGAUACAAGGAGAAGAAGAAAACUCGAACGUUUGGAAAACAAAUAAGAUACGCCUCACGCAAAGCUAGAGCCGAUACCAGAAAACGAGUAAAAGGCAGAUUUGUGAAAGCUGGCGAAGAAUAUGAUUAUGAUCCUCAGGUGACAGGGGACCUCUGA